AUGUCCUCAUUUCAAGCUCUUCGGAUUCAAUAUUCCUCAUUGCUGAAGCGGUUUCUCACUUCGAUCAAAGACUUUGAGGUCCUAACAACUAUCCCACCCGACCACUCCGCAGAAUCAGAGACCCUCUAUGUCUUAGACUCGUCCUUCAAUCCCCCCACCCGCGCCCACCUCCGCAUUGCCAGCACGGCACUUCUCGAAAAUCCCAAGCCCCGCCCUCGCUUGCUCCUUCUUCUCGCCACCCAGAAUGCAGACAAGCCAUCCAAGCCAGCUUCCUUCGAGGAUCGGCUUGUGAUGAUGGAGCUGUUCGCUCGGGACCUCCGUGCCCACCUCGAAUCAUCACCGGCCUUCGCCGGCUCGGGCUUCACACACGGCAUCGAAACUCUCCCGUUGAUCGAUAUCGGUGUCACGAAAAAGCCCUAUUUCGUCGACAAGGCGGCUGCUAUCGAAGCAUCGGGUUCUUAUCCCGUUGCACUGGAGCAGGUUCAUCUUACGGGAUACGAUACUCUGAUCCGGAUCUUGGAUCCCAAGUAUUAUCCACCUGAGCAUACUUUGAAGCCAUUAGAGCCUUUCUUGUCAAAACACCGGCUGCGUGUGACUAUGCGGCCGAGCGAUGAGUGGGGUGGGAGAGAGGAGCAGCUCGAAUAUGUGGCGGCCAUUGCUAGAGGUGACCGAGAUGGCGAGGGCAUGCGUAGGGAAUGGGCCGAACGGAUCCAGCUCGUCGAUGGCCGUGCUCCUACGGAGCGCGCUGUGAGUUCAACUAGAGCCCGAGAGGCGUCGAAAACCGCUCCCCGGAACCUAGACUGGCUGGUUCCCGAACAGGUGCGACAGUUUGUGUUGUCCGAACACCCAUAUUCUGAAGACUCUAAAGUGUAG
Molecule: messenger RNA, 873 nt
Organism: Penicillium coprophilum
Lineage: Eukaryota; Fungi; Ascomycota; Eurotiomycetes; Eurotiales; Aspergillaceae
Product: Cytidylyltransferase
Exons: 1
Coding region: 1-873 (290 amino acids)
Cellular component (GO): cytoplasm; nucleus
Molecular function (GO): ATP hydrolysis activity; nicotinamide-nucleotide adenylyltransferase activity
Source: RefSeq, a predicted model, not a curated record